UAUUUUUUGGACCGUCUUUGACCAUAGGAUUAACAUGUAUGAAUUUUGAAAAUGGGCGUAGUUCCCCUUUAAUAUCUCAGUUUGAGCCCUCUCUGGUGGAACACAUUAAAACUUAUGGUCAGAGGGGUAGAGGCAGUGUUUCAAACUUAUCUUCACCAUCAUGUGAAGUGUAACUGCAUCAAAUCUUCAGUUUAAAAAUGAAAAUUGCAAAAUAUUUCAUUGAAGAUUUAACUCCAGACCUAUCUCAUGUAGAGCCUGACCGAUACAGGAUUUUUGGGGCCGAUUCCAAUAUCAGGGAGUAAGAAAAUUCCGAUAUUGAUAUAUUGGCUGAUAUACUGUAUAUAUGGAUAUGCAUUAUAUACUUUAUGUAUAGAUAUAUACUGUAUGUAUGGUAUGUAUUUAAAAAAAACGUAAUAUAAUAUGUCAAUCAGUUAACAUGUAUCUUUAGAUUUGUUAGCAAGCAAGGUACAGUUUUGAAUAUGGCUGUCAAAUUUAACAUAACGCGUUAUGUAGGGGUAGAGACAGUGUUUCAGACUUAUCUUCAACAUCAGGUUAAGUGUAACUGCAUCACAUCGUCAGUUUAAAAACAUGAAGACUUCAUCUAGUUAACGGGUAAAAAAAAAAAUGUGAUGGGAAAUAGUUCAUUGUAGAUUCAACUCCAGACCUAUCUCAUGAAGAGCCUGACCGAUGCAGGACUUUUGGAGCCGAUGCCGAUUUCGAUAUUAGGGAGUAAAAAAAUUCCAAAAUCGAUAUAUUGGCUGAUUGUUUUGGGGGCCGAUUAAGUUUAUAUAUAUAUAUAUAUAUAUAAAUAUAUUUGUUUUAUUUUAUUAUUUAAUUAUAUCCCCGCAACAAUGUAAUCGGGGGUAUGUAGCGCUCUGCUUGUUCGUCCGUCCUUCUGUCCGUUCGCGUGUCACACUUUCGUUUCCGGAGCAGAACUCGGAAACUAUUUAACUUAGGAACUUCAAAUUUGGUAUGAUGGUUGACCGUGUGGAUUAGUUGUGUUUUUUAAGGGUUAGAAAUCCAGGGUGCCCAUUGGUUAAUUAGUUAAUGCCCAUUAAUUCCAUUAGUUCCAAAAGGGCAAAACCUUUGGCCCUACUUUAGUAGGGGUCAAGCGGUGAGCGGGGGUAUGUGAGCCAUGCUCACUUUUGCCUUGUUUCUCCAAUCUGCCAGAAUAAAAGCCACAAUCACACGUAAGCUUGUAGUAUUUUAUUUUUUAGUUAAAUUUACUGCUUUUCUGUGACAAUAACUGCACUCUCUUCUGUGUAGUAAUGUUGGUCUUUUCCAUCUUAUUCCAGCUCACUGAUUGGAUUGUUUGAAUCCCCAUGUUGAGCAGUUCAUUAUCUGUUGCUGCCAUGAAAGGAUAUAAACUGAUAUCAAACAUUCAGGCUGCUGGACAGACACAGAGCUGUGUGUCCUUUUUAGUAAGGUUUUCAAAUGCAAUUCAUUCUCUGUAUGGCAUCAAAAUCUAAAAAAAACAAUAAAAGAUCAAAUGUUAUGAUGGAUAAUGUUUCAGUAAUUACUAUGUUUACUCUGUCAGGCUUAAGUGGGACAACAAACUACAGAGUUAUUCUCUUUGUUCUGACUUUAUUGUGUUACUCUGUGAUUUGGCUGGUAAAUAUGACCAUUAUUGUUGCAGUUAUUGUGGACAGAAAGCUUCAUGAACCCAUGUAUAUCUUCCUCUGUAAUCUGUGCAUCAAUGGACUUUAUGGGACAGCAGGCUUUUACCCCAAAUUCCUAAUGGAUCUUGUGUCUACCACUCAUGUUAUCUCUUAUACUGGAUGUCUUCUGCAGGGUUUUGUGUUGCACUCUUCAGUUUCUGCUGAUGUUUCUCUUCUACUGCUAAUGGCCUACGACAGAUAUGUGGCUAUAUGUCGCCCUCUGAGGUACCACUCUGUGAUGACUAAACAGAGAGUUUGUGUGUUUUUGUUUAUUGCUUGGCUAACACCCAUUUAUUUGGUGUUCAUGGGUACAAUAACAACAUCAAGGUCGAGGUUAUGCGGCUCACACAUACCGAAGAUCUACUGUGUUAAUUGGUUGGUUGGUAAACUAGCUUGUUCUGCCUCAAUAGCAAACAUUGCUAUUCCAGCUUUUAAUUAUACCUUUUAUUUUGGCCAUUUUGUGUUUAUUAUUUGGUCUUAUGUAUGUCUUGUCAGAACAUGCCUAACGUCCAAAGAGAACAGUUCAUAG
Molecule: messenger RNA, 2187 nt
Organism: Sebastes umbrosus (honeycomb rockfish)
Lineage: Eukaryota; Metazoa; Chordata; Actinopteri; Perciformes; Sebastidae
Product: putative olfactory receptor 13C6
Exons: 1
Coding region: 1435-2187 (250 amino acids)
Biological process (GO): G protein-coupled receptor signaling pathway
Cellular component (GO): membrane
Molecular function (GO): G protein-coupled receptor activity
Source: RefSeq, a predicted model, not a curated record